GAUUACAGUAAUCCUGUCCACUACACAUAGACAUUGCACACAUGUCAUUCGAGCACAACUGAAGAAGAAGAUGGAGGUCACUGCUCGUUGUGGUGCUCUGCUGUUCCUCCUGCUUUUGUCUCAGGCCUUGAUCACUGUUCAUUCACAGGAGGAGGAGGAAGCCGUGCAGGAGGAAGAGCUGCAGGAGGAGCAGGAGGAGCAGCAGGUGAUCGAGACGUGGACGAGCGAUGUCAAAGCCUGCAGCUGUGACUGCGAAUCUGCCGAUUCGCCCACGCAGGUGCCUACUUCCAUCUCACCUGCUACCGCACUGCCACUUCUACCACUUUCUGAGCAUCCAAUGAAAUGCAUGCCAGAAUGCCCAUACCACAGAGCCCUGGGGUUUGAAUCUGGCUCUGUAGAAUCAGAGCAGAUCAGCUGCUCUAAUCAGGAAGUGUACACUGGCUGGUACUCUUCCUGGAUCCCCAAUAAGGCUCGUCUUAACAACCAAGGAUUUGGAUGUGCAUGGCUGUCCAAGUUCAAUGACCAGCACCAGUGGAUCCAGAUUGACCUAAAGCAAGUGGAUGUGGUGUCUGGCAUCCUCACCCAAGGACGCUGCGAUGCUGAUGAGUGGAUCACUAAAUACAGCAUCCAGUAUCGCACUGUGGAGACUCUCAAUUGGAUCUAUUACAAAGACCAGACAGGAAACAACAGAGUCUUCUACGGGAACUCUGAUCGGACCUCCACAGUACAGAAUCUUCUGCGCCCACCCAUUGUGGCUCGUUACAUCCGCCUGCUUCCCCUGGGCUGGCACACCCGCAUCGGCAUGAGGAUGGAGCUGCUGAUGUGCAUGAACAAGUGCACCUAAAAUGAACUCUGCUGCGUUUUCCACACCACCCAUCCUCCCCCCUGCCAACCUGCCUCUGGCAGAGAAAGGAGACCAUUGUUCCAGCACUGAAACAUCCAUUGUGUUGCACAUGACCUCGAACAUGCCUGAGUCUCUUUGGUGAGGCUCGAAGGAAAAUACAGCCGGGCGGGUGGACAUAUUUGGUGCUCUUUAAUGACCAGUUUAUCUGUAUUGAAGUAAAGAAAAAAAAUAUAUAUUGUAUUAAUACAUUUUGUUUGUUGGAGAUCCCAGCUCCAAACACCACCUGAAGCCUCGUCACCUUCACAUCAAAGAGAGUAAAACUAACAAAAAAAGAAUAUGAUGACUUAUUCAUAAACUUUCUGAAUCUGAGACGAACACUGCUUCAGAGAAAUAAAAGAUUUAACAGUUCAGUCAAAUCAAAUAAUUUGUUUUAUUGUAGAUUUACCGUUACAUCUGUAAACAUGAAUAUUCUAAAACCGUUAAGCAUUCAUUGAUUUAUGGGUUUCAUAUUCUCAUGGAAAUGCUCCAAUGGGAGGAAAAGAAAAGUUCAUUAACACGGACUUUGCUACCAAUUUGUGUCUCCAACAAAAGUACAAACUUAAUACUUGAUUUCAUUUAAACAGGUGAUAAACUUUUUUUUUUUUUUUAUAAAUAUUACCAAACAUUUAGUCACACGUCAGUAUUAAUAUAAUACAUGGUGCUCCUUCAGCAAAAGAAUAAUCGAGAGAGAGAAACGUACUGUGGCGAGUACAGAGAGUGCACAGUUCUUACAGAUGCACAAUGAACAACACGGCACGGUCACGUCUGGCCUCGGUGUGUUCCUGUCUCGGUCUUCACAUGUUACACACACGACAAACAUGAAGGGAGGAAGAAUUUACAGUCAGGGCAAUAUAUUGCUGAGCCACCAAGUCUCUUCAAAGUGCAACGUUAAUAGGGUUACUAUUAUUAUUUUUUCUGCCAAGCUACUCUCCUGGCAAUUUUUUUUUUCAACAGAUGUUGUGUGACUGAAAUAAAGGGAAAAAAAUGUUCUCAAGUGGUUAACUAUGGUUAAAACACAGCAGUGCAGCAGUUCCCAACCAGGUAUAUCACCCAACCCAUUAAAGGAAUCUGCUGCACUGAAGCUGAACUUAAAAAAUAGGAAAGAAAAAAAAAAACAAACAAACAUCCAAUUAAAGUCAGGAGAAUUAAACUGAAAAAUGUUUCGCAACUGAAAGAGAGAGAACAGGGACACAGAAUGGAGAUAGAUGAGGAAAUUUCACGUUAAACGAAAAUGGGAAAAUAAGCUACAGGAAUUAAAAAACUGAGGUAGCAAAUAUGUAAAUAGCAGGCUGAUGACAAAAAAAAAUCCAACAACAAACAAAACAAAAUGAAACUGAUGAAGAACCCAAAUAGUUUCCUAAGAUCUCAUCAGAAAUUUAAAAAGCUGAAAAUAAGCACGCAAAUUAAAAAAGCUGAAAUAAGCACACAAGAAAAGUUUUUAAAGGCCAAAAGUAAUAAAUACAUUAUUGAAAUGAAAAAACAGAGAGUUGAAUAAAAACACAGUGAAAAGCAGGGAAUGAACAUUUGCAAUAACUAAAAGAUAAUAGUUGAUAGUUUUAGCUAAUAGUGAUAGCUAAAACCUAACUAAUGUUAGUUCAGAGUUAAUAAAUUAAUAAUGAAGUAACUGAAAUAAAUUGGUGAAGUUAACAUUAUACUUGCAUACAAUUAGAAGCAACAACAAGUAUUCAGAUGAACACGGUUAUGGGUGGUGAUUGAGGAGGGCUUGCACUCCACUCAGAGUGUUUUGGGACUGUGUCAGAUUUAAAAAAGAAAAAAAGAAGUAAUUUUAACAGCCCUGAUGGAUGAAUGGGUGGAUGGAUGGGAGUUAUUACACCAGUACACCCAGAAUGGCUUUUUUGUUCCUCUAGCUGCAGUAAAAAAUAUUUCCAAACAACAACGAAGAAAAAAAAAAAAAAAUUUUAAUGAGAUUUUUACAGCAGUAAUUUUGUGGGUAUUUCUGCAUUUUUGUAGCCGAUUAUAGUAGAACCACUUGGAAAGAUGCUCAUAUGAAACAGAGCAAAAGCUAAGACUUGUUAGGGAGCAUAGUCGUCAGAGAAACGGCCACAUCCUUCAGCAUCAGCUUUGGAUGCUGCUUGCCAUUAACUGGAUCGAAGUAUUAGGAA
This is a messenger RNA of Cololabis saira (Pacific saury), 3006 nucleotides long. Its product is annotated as retinoschisin-like. The transcript is spliced from 6 exons. The coding region runs from base 71 to 844 and encodes 257 amino acids. Lineage: Eukaryota; Metazoa; Chordata; Actinopteri; Beloniformes; Belonidae. The record is from RefSeq and is a predicted model, not a curated record.